Microsporum canis CBS 113480 is the source of this 1194-nucleotide messenger RNA. Its product is annotated as mitochondrial carrier protein LEU5. The coding region runs from base 1 to 1194 and encodes 397 amino acids. NCBI's taxonomy places the organism in Eukaryota, Fungi, Ascomycota, Eurotiomycetes, Onygenales, Arthrodermataceae. Gene Ontology annotation, biological process: transmembrane transport. The record is from RefSeq and is a predicted model, not a curated record. Gene Ontology annotation, cellular component: mitochondrial inner membrane. The transcript is spliced from 2 exons.
AUGAUGAUGACGCAUAGCCCCUUAGCUACGUCGACGGCCAAGGAUUCCAGUUCGACGGCUACAGAUAGAAGCCAUGACCUCCUUACAUCGACUCGUGGGACACUUUCGGACCUAGGAACUGGUAAACAAAAAUCGAUGACAAACCCUGGAACGGUCACGGUUAAACCAGUGGACAAGAGAAGCUGGGACUAUUUAAUACGCAGCGGUUUGGCGGGGGGGCUGGCAGGAUGUGCAGCAAAAACUAUCGUAGGCCCCCUAGAUCGGGUCAAAAUCCUGUUUCAAACCUCGAACCCCCAAUUCGCGAAAUAUUCGAACAGUUGGUUUGGCGUAGCUUCGGCGAUGAAGACUAUUAACAACACUGAAGGAGUUCGCGGCCUGUUCAGAGGCCAUUCGGCUACCUUACUUCGGAUAUUCCCUUAUGCUGCCAUUAAAUUCAUAGCAUACGAGCAGAUUCGUGCCGUUAUAAUACCCUCAAAGAAGCACGAAACUCCCUUCCGACGACUGAUUAGCGGUAGUUUAGCCGGCAUCACCUCCGUAUUUUUCACUUAUCCCCUAGAACUUAUUAGAGUACGAUUGGCAUUCGAAACAAAGCAAGGAUCUAGAUCGUCCUUGCGAAAUAUAUUCAACCAGAUAUAUAACGAAAGAAGUUCUGUUACUGCUUCCACUGACGCUGCCACAUCGACAGUAUCUUCUGCGGUUGAGAAAGUUAAACCUCGGCUUGGACUUGCAAAUUUCUACCGCGGUUUCUCGCCUACCAUGCUCGGUAUGCUACCAUACGCAGGCAUGUCUUUUCUCACACACGACACAGUUGGCGAUUGGCUGCGUCACUCCAGUAUAGAAAAAUUCACCACCAUUCCGAAUUCAGGAAAAGACACCCCACACGGCCAGGAACAGUCGCGCUCUCAUCGGCCACAAUUAACGGCCUCUGCCGAAUUAUUCUCUGGUGCCGUUGCAGGACUCAUAUCCCAGACAUGCUCAUACCCAUUGGAAGUUAUCCGGCGGCGGAUGCAGGUUGGAGGUGUGGUAGGUGACGGUCAUGUUCUCAGUAUCAGAGAAACUGCGCAGAAGAUCUUCCUUGAACGUGGAUUCAAAGGGUUUUUCGUUGGUUUGACUAUCGGCUACAUGAAAGUGAUACCGAUGGUAGCGACCAGUUUCUUUGUCUACGAGAGAGGGAAAUGGUGGCUGGGAAUAUGA